Molecule: messenger RNA, 4851 nt
Organism: Protopterus annectens (West African lungfish)
Lineage: Eukaryota; Metazoa; Chordata; Ceratodontiformes; Protopteridae
Gene: IFT122
Product: intraflagellar transport 122
Exons: 29
Coding region: 95-3667 (1190 amino acids)
Biological process (GO): non-motile cilium assembly; intraciliary retrograde transport; protein localization to cilium
Cellular component (GO): intraciliary transport particle A; non-motile cilium
Molecular function (GO): protein binding
Source: RefSeq, a predicted model, not a curated record
UUUUUUUUCAAUCCAAGUUAGAUGUAAAAUAGCGGAGAGUGCAUCGCAUGUUUGACUUAGGGUUUAUCGACCCUGUGGGAAUAUUGUUGAAGCAAUGAGAUCUGUCCUUACCUGGAUAGAUCAAGCACACGACAGAGACAAAGUAGAACAAUGCAUUUAUGACCUUGCAUUUAAGCCUGAUGGAAGUCAGUUGGUAGUGGCAGCAGGUAACCGAGUAUUGGUUUAUGACACAUCAGAUGGAACAUUAAUCCAGCCUCUGAAAGGACAUAAGGACACUGUGUACUGCGUGGCGUAUGCUAAAGAUGGAAAAAGGUUUGCAUCUGGAUCUGCAGACAAAAGUGUUAUUAUUUGGACUUCCAAGCUAGAGGGUAUUUUAAAAUACACACAUAAUGACUCCAUACAAUGUGUUGCAUAUAACCCUAUUACCCACCAGCUGGCAUCUUGCUCCUCUAGUGACUUUGGUUUAUGGUCUCCAGAACAGAAGUCAGUCUCCAAACACAAAGUCAACAGCAAGAUUACUUGCUGCAGCUGGACGAAUGAUGGCCAGUACCUGGCUUUGGGAAUGUUCAGUGGGAUCGUCAGUAUACGAAAUAAGAACGGUGAAGAAAAAGUGAAAAUUGAACGACCAUCUGGAGCGUUAUCUCCAGUUUGGUCUAUUUGCUGGAAUCCUUCUAAGGAUGAACACAAUGAUGUCCUAGCAGUGGCAGACUGGGGACAGCGACUUUCAUUUUAUCAUCUGAGUGGUAAGCAGAUUGGGAAGGACAAAGUGCUGAACUUUGACCCAUGCUGUGUUAGCUAUUUUGCCAGAGGCGAGUACAUUGUAAUGGGAGGCUCAGAUAAACGGGUUUCUCUGUACACCAAGGAUGGAGUUCAUCUUGGUCCUAUUGGAGAACAGAACUCUUGGGUGUGGACUUGUAAAGUCAAACCAGAUUCCAAUUAUGUGGUUAUUGGCUGUCAAGAUGGCACAAUUGCUUUUUACCAAUUGAUCUUUAGUACAGUGCAUGGUCUAUAUAAGGAUCGAUAUGCCUACAGAGACAGCAUAACAGAUGUCAUUGUUCAGCACCUCAUUACAGAACAGAAAGUGAGAAUUAAGUGCAGAAGGCUUGUGAAGAAAAUUGCAAUCUACAAAAACCGAUUAGCAAUUCAGUUGCCUGAGAAGAUCCUUAUAUAUGAGUUGGUUUCAGAUGAUACUUCUGACAUGCAUUACCAAGAGAAGGAGAGGAUUGUCAAGAAAUUUGAAUGCAGCUUGCUUGUUGUGUGCUCACAGCAUAUACUUUUGUGUCAGGAGAAAAGACUGCAGUGCUUUUCAUUCAGUUGUGUUAAAGAGAAGGAGUGGCUAAUGGAGUCUUUCAUUCGUUAUAUUAAGGUCAUUGGAGGCCCACCAGGACAAGAAGGUCUUUUGGUGGGUCUAAAGAAUGGACAGAUACUGGAAAUAUUUGUGGACAAUCCUUUUGCUAUCACUCUUCUGAAACAAGGGACAUCAGUGCGCUGUCUGGACAUUAGUGCAUCCCGGAAUAAGCUUGCUGUGGUUGAUGAACACAAUACCUGCUUGGUCUAUGAUAUUCAUACUAAGGAGUUACUAUUUCAGGAGCCGAAUGCUAACAGUGUGGCCUGGAACACUCAGUGUGAUGACAUGCUGUGCUUUUCUGGCGGUGGCUACCUUAACAUCAAAGCAAGCAAUUUUCCUGUUCAUCAGCAGAAGCUUCAGGGAUUUGUGGUUGGUUACAAUGGCUCCAAGAUUUUUUGUCUGCAUGUUUAUUUCAUGUCAGCUGUGGACGUCCCUCAGUCUGCUCCAAUGUACCAGUACCUUGAGCGAAAGAUGUAUAGAGAAGCCUAUCAAAUUGCAUGUUUGGGGGUAACUGAUACUGAUUGGCGGGAACUGGCUAUGGAAGCCUUAGAAGGGCUGGACUUUGAAACAGCUAAAAAGGCGUUCAUCAGAGUACGAGAUCUCCGUUAUCUAGAACUGAUAAAUAGUAUUGAGGAAAGGAAGAAGCGUGGUGAAACAAACAAUGACCUGUUCCUAGCAGAUGUAUAUGCUAACCAGGGGAAAUUCCAUGAGGCUGCUAAGCUGUACAGAAAGACCAACAAUGAGAACAGGGCUCUGAAUAUGUACACUGACCUGCGCAUGUUUGAGCAUGCAAAGGAAUUUCUUGUUUCUGGAGAUCCAAAGGAUACCAAGACAUUAAUGACUAAGCAGGCAGACUGGGCUAAGAAUGUUAAUGAACCAAAAACAGCUGCAGAAAUGUAUCUGUCUGCUGGUGAGCACAUGAAAGCUAUUGACCUUAUUGGUGAUAAUGGUUGGAUUGACAUGUUGAUCGACUUGGCGAGGAAACUUGACAAGGCAGAGCGAGAACCUUUAUCAAAAUGCGCAUUUUACUUCAAGAAGCUACAACAUCAUGGAUAUGCUGCUGAAACCUACAUGAAAAUGGGUGACUUAAAAGCACUGAUUCUGCUACAUGUGGAUACUCAGCACUGGGAGGAGGCUUUUGCUCUUAUUGAAAGGCAUCCUGAAUUUAAAGAUUAUGUGUAUGUACCGUAUGCCCAGUGGCUGGCAGAGAAUGACAGAUUUGAAGAAGCACAAAAAGCAUUCCACAAAGCUGGCAGGCAGGAUGAGGCUGUGAAAGUGCUGGAACAGCUGACACAGAAUGCAGUGGUUGAAAGCAGAUUUAAUGAUGCUGCUUAUUAUUACUGGAUGCUGUCCAUGCAGUGUCUGGACAUAGCACAAGAAACUGAAGAGAAAAAAAAUGAAAUGCUGAAAAAGUUUCACCACUUCCAGCAUCUGGCAGAGCUAUAUCAUGUCUACCAUUCAGUUCAGCGUUACACAGAUGAACCCUUCAGCUCACAUCUGCCAGAAACUCUUUUUAACAUCUCCAGGUUUUUGUUGCAUAACUUGACCAAAGACACUCCACUGGGAAUCUCCAAAGUUAAUACAUUAUAUGCCCUGGCAAAACAGAGUAAAGCCCUAGGUGCGUACAAACUGGCUCGACAUGCUUAUGAAAAACUUCAAGGCCUGCAGAUUCCACCUAAGUUCCAAGAGUCAGUCGAACUCGGCAGUCUAACAAUUCGAUCAAAACCUUUUCAUGAUAGUGAGGAGCUUGUGCCAAUGUGCUAUAGAUGUUCCACUAAUAAUCCCCUUCUGAACAACCAAGGAAAUGUAUGCAUCAAUUGCAGGCAACCUUUUGUCUUCUCUUCCUCUUCCUAUGAAGUCCUACCACUUGUCGAAUUCUUCUUGGAAGAGGGAAUCACAGAUGAAGAAGCUGUAUCACUUAUUGACCUAGAGGCUCCAAGAACAGAAAAGAAGAGAAACAAAUGGCAAGAGAUUACAAAUACUGAUGCACAGACUCUUAGACUUGGUGAUGACAUCAUUGACGAGAUGGAAGAUGACCCAUUCACUGCAAAGCUCAGCUUUGAGCAAGGUGGCUCAACAUUUGUCCCUGUGAUUGUGAAUCGCAUGGUUUUAAGGUCAAUGAGCAGACGAGAUGUUCUUAUUAAGCGUUGGCCAAAGCCAUUACAUUGGCAAUAUUACCGAUCUCUGCUGCCUGAUGUCUCAAUUACAAUGUGUCCUUCUUGCUUUCAGAUGUUCCACACUGAAGACUAUGAAUUGCUUGUACUCCAGCAUAAUUGUUGCCCAUACUGUCGCAGACCUGUAGAUGAUGGUAACCAAUGAAGCUUUUGGUCAUGAUUACAUCAGUGAUCAAUUGCUUGGUUUGGAGAAAUACCUCUUUUUUAACAGCCAUUUUCUAGUUCCCGUCAGCUUUUUCAUCCAUAUGGUUAAAAUGUACAUGAUAUGCACCACACAUAACCACAUUUUUUUUCUUAGUAUACAUGAUAUAUUUUUUUCCCCAAAGGGUGACAUGAUUUUGUCAAAGAAAUAAGGAUUCCAUAUGAUCAAUAGGCCUUCAAUACAUUGUAGUGGAAACUGCGCUCAUUAUAAGAAAGCACUAUAAAACACUUAAUUGUACAGAUGUAUUUGCUACAUCAGAACAAUAUAUUUUUAUAAACCAUUUAUAUACAGACUUGUUUGCAAAAGUUUUUUUGUUAUCCAUUUAUUUUUACAUUCUGGCCAUAUUCUGUUUUUAUAUAAGAACCUUACUUAAUAAAUUCAGAUGUGUUGACACAAACUUUAGCAUGUUUUUAAUAUUACCUUUUGUGUUAUUUAUUUGUAAUGUGAACUUUUUAGCAGAUUAUUUUUCUAGCUAUGGGGUGGGUGUAAAGUUUUGAUACAAACAGCUGAAUUUUUAUAGAAGGAUUUGUGCUUUAUAAACAUGGGCAUAUUUAAGUUGUGCACUCCUUCUGGCAGUAAUAUAUUGCAGGAUGCUGCUUGUAAAAUGUAUAGUGUAAAGGCAGUUUCUUUUUGACAUCUCAAGAGAAUUUGUUCUGGGUUAUCAAAUCUAUAUGUGCAAACACAUUUUAUUUUUAACAAAAAUAUAGAGGUGAUCUGAAAUUAAAUAUAAUAGACACAUUCUCAGGAUUUAGGGUGACACUGUGUAACCGGACGAUGUUUUCUAAGCUAAAAUAUAAUGAAAGAGAAUUUGAUUUUAUAUUCUGUGUAUUUUCCCCAUAUUAGGAAGUGAAAUAAUUCAAUGUGCUUUACAUAUCCAGGUUAUUAGAAAUGGUAUACAAGUAAUGUGUAAAUAUACUCAGGAUCAGCCAUAUUCAUCUUCUAAAAUAUAGUUUUAUGAGCUUGUUAAACAAAGUUCAAGAUUCUUAUAAAGUGAAUUAAUGGUAAAUAGCUUUGCCUUCUGUCAUAUUUUUCCAAGCAUUUACUUAUUUUUUUCUACUGUAAUAUAUGAGUGUUCACUACUGCAUAUGUAAGCUAAGACACAUUUCAAUAAAACUUUUUGGACUUUG